AUAGUGCGUAUGGGGAACCCACCGUACCAACACGAUUGGCUGGUGUUGCUGAUACCGGACCCGUUAUAACCCCGAUUGGAAGGGCAGGCCAGUCUGAGGCUCUGGGGAUGCGAGGCCAUUGAAAGUGAGUAUCCCAUAUUCUAUGACGGAGAUAGAGCAUUAAUUGCAGUUUUCACCCCACCUUAACGACCGAGCGAGGGAUGAAAUCUUUCGACGACUAGGGAGGCGUCACCCGAGGCCGAUUCCAGUGGAUCACUAUAGAAUCUUCUAGAAGCAGGUUCUCCGGGCACUAUGGUAGGACGUGGAUCGAUCAUGACGAGAAUGGACUUCUCCGUCAUGUAAUGGUUUAGAAGAGUCACGGUCCUGUUCCCCGCCGGGCUUUUUCCCUUCUCGACUAGACGAAGGAGAUAUUCAUUCCAUUCAGGCAGGUGAGGAAGGGCGGCGUCGGCUUGACCCUGUCUUCUCUCUUGGUCGGGUCGGAGGCUAAGUUUCUCAUUCAGUGGUGAGGUGUUCAUAGAAAGCAAGGCCUCGCCCAACGAGUGGCGGAUUUGGUUUGGAUGGGGUCUCGCUUGGACGCUGGGGAGAUCCAUAGAUCUGGAUAGAGUCUUUCUCGCUCAGUAAAGAAGAGUACGCGCGCUACGGCUUACGCAGUGGAUCUUCGGGCAACCAACCCGGCACAUCCAAUUCCGAUCAACAACUUGGAGGUAUGGCUGAGUGGCUUAAGGCAUUGGUUUGCUAAAUCGACAUACAAGAAGAUUGUAUCAUGGGUUCGAAUCCCAUUUCCUCCGGCACGGAAGUAGAACGGGCGGGCGAAAUUACGUGAGAGAAAGAACCUCAGAUUGAUGGAGUCCGCCGUCGGACAGAAUAGCUGCUUAGUGACUAGGAGCGGAGCGCCCCUUUCUUGUUCUUGGUGGCGUCUAUAGCGAAGAAGACCUUCCCGAACGAGGGCCGUCCAGUCCCUGGCCGGCUCUCGGUUCUUGAGCAAGCUCCUCCACUGCAGGUAGGAUGCUCAUAGAUGAAGAAAAGAGACUUUAGGCAAGUGGUUCUGGUAGCUCAGCUGGUUAGAGCAAAACAAGCAACGGAUUGAGCAACUAGCGCGAAAGCCGUUGCGCGUUAGCGCAUCCGUUUUCUUGCUGGACUGCAAAUCCUUUUUUUCUUGUUUCAGUGGGAAGAGCAAGGGGCAUUGCCCUUGAAAUCCUUCAGUGGUUCGAAUCCACAUCUGAGCGUCUUUUUUUCGGUAUGCCGCUCCGCGAGCAAGGAGCGCCGCGAGGAGAGCGAGAGAACGAAGUGGGCUUUGGUGAUGUCGGAAUUUGCACCUAUUUGUAUCUAUUUAGUGAUCAGUCCGCUAGUUUCUUUGAUUCCACUCGGUGUUCCUUUUCCAUUUGCUUCCAAUAGUUCGACCUAUCCAGAAAAAUUGUCGGCCUACGAAUGUGGUUCCGAUCCCUCCGGUGAUGCCAGAAGUCGUUUCGAUAUACGAUUUUAUCCGGUUCCUAUUUUAUUUAUUAUCCCUGAUCCGGAAGUCACCUUUUCUUUUCCUUGGGCAGUACCUCCUAACAAGAUUGAUCUGUUUGGAUCUUGGUCCAUGAUGGCCUUUUUAUUGAUUUUGACGAUUGGAUCUCUCUAUGAAUGGAAAAGGGGUGCUUCGGAUCGGGAGUAACCACUUUUGAAAGGGCAAAGGGGGGAAGGACAUA
Messenger RNA from Triticum urartu, 1691 nucleotides. Its product is annotated as NADH-ubiquinone oxidoreductase chain 3. Gene Ontology annotation, cellular component: NADH dehydrogenase complex. Lineage: Eukaryota; Viridiplantae; Streptophyta; Magnoliopsida; Poales; Poaceae. The record is from RefSeq and is a predicted model, not a curated record. Gene Ontology annotation, molecular function: NADH dehydrogenase (ubiquinone) activity.